AGCUCAUGAGCUCAGCAGUUCACCGGCUCAGGGCCUGGCAGGAGGCUGUGACCUCGGCCCGAAGGGAUCAGAGCGGGCCUUCAGGGAGACCGUGUUUGGGGACCAGUGUCUGCUACCUUGUCUACUACCUCGGGAUUCGUUUCCAGACGCGAGCGGGAGGGGCUGCAGUGGGGACCUGGGCGAGCUCCAGCUCCUCCAGUGCCCUCCACGGCAGCCCUCGUUCCGGGGUCUGUGCCAUUGGCCUCGGGUGGCCCUACGCUCGGUCCCUGAAAAGGAGAAGGUGGUACAUGGGGGAGCUGGCUUAGCUGGAACCGGGCGGUGCCAGCCUGGCGCGUUGUUUAUUUGCAUUCCAAUCGACCUGCACGUAGCCGGCUAUUUAUGACCCUGGACCUUGGCCGGGCUCCACCGCGGGCGGCUUCCCAGCCUGGAGCGCAGCAGGGUGCCUGUCCCAGGAAGCCCGGAGCUGGGAGGGGAUGGAGGGCUCCUGGUCCUGAGACCCCAUGUGCGGCUGGCGGAAGUGGCCCCGGGACGGCGAGAUGCCCUCGGAGCACAGGGACGUCCUGGUGCUGCUCCCCACGCGGGAACGGCUGCGGCUGGUCGUGGGGGUGCAGGCCGCCGGGCACGAGCUCUUCCAGCAGGUAUGCGACCUGGCCGGCAUCAGAGAAGCCCACUUCUUUGGCCUCAGUGUGAUAAGAAACAGCGAGCACGUCUUCAUGGAUUUGGAGCAGAAGCUCAGCAAAUACUUCUCAAAGGACUGGAAGAGAGAAAUGCAUAGAGGAAGUGGCAGGCCCGGUGCCCCCUUCGUGGCCUUCCUCAGGGUGCAGUACUACGUGGAAAACGGAAGGCUUAUCAGCGACAGGAGGGCCAGGCACCUGUACUACUGCCACCUGAAGGAGCGGGUGCUGCGGUCCCAGUGCGCCCACCGGGAGGAGGCCUACUUCCUGCUGGCUGCCUACGGGCUGCAGGCCGACCUGGGCAAUUACCGCGAGCCGGCACACUCGGGGCGCUACUUUGAGCCGCAGGCCUACUUCCCGCAGUGGAUCAUCACCAAGAGGGGCAGCGCCUACAUCCUCCGGCACACGCCCGCCCUACACCGUGAGCAGCGGGGCCUGAGCCCCAAGGAGGCCGUGCUGCACUUCAUCCGGGAGGCCUGCCGGCUGCAGGACGUGCCCGUGCAUUUCUUCAGGCUGUACAAGGAUAAGAAGGAGGACCGACCUUCCAUUGUCCUGGGACUGACCCUCAGAGGAGUGCAGGUCUAUCAGGAGGUGAACCACGCUCCACAGCUGCUCUACGACUUCCCCUGGCACCACGUCGGGAAGCUGGUCUUUCUGGGCAAGAAGUUCGAGCUCUGGCCGGACGGGCUGCCCGCGGCCCGGAAGCUGGUGUACCGCACGGGCUGCCCCUGGCGCUCCCGCCACCUGCUGCACCUGCUCAGCACCAGCCACCAACUGCGCCUGACCCUGCAGCCCGCGCUGCAGCGGCUGCGGCAGCUGGAGGAGGCCCAAGAGAAGAAGUGCUACCGGGAGUCCUGCAUCAGCGACGUGCUGGAGCUGGACCUGGACCUGGACCCAGCCAGCAGGGCGUCCCCCCGCUCCCCUGGCAGCAGGGACAAUGGGGACGGAGGCUGGCAUCCCCCGCACCGCCUCUCACUCCUCUCGUCUGGCAGCCACUGCAGCUCCCACUCGUCGGGCAUCGAGGCCGACUCCCAGCUGGCGGGGCCCGCGGAGCCCGGGGAGAUGUCGGUGGAUGAGCCCUUCAUCGGGGCUGCAGCGCUCCACGGGGAGGAGCCACCCUGCAGCUCCAGCACCAGCCAGAGCAGCCGUGGCACAGUUGGUGGUGGCAGAGGUGGGCCUGAGGGCGACACCCGGGACCAGGGGGAAGCCUCUCCCCAGCAGCCCUUGGCCGUGGUGCGGGUCACGCUGGUGAGCACGAGGGCCCCGAGCGCUGAGGCCCUGCACCAGGUGCCGGAGGCCCGGGCGGCAGCCGACCCCGCGGACCCGCACAGCCGCAGCGUGGACGACGUGCGCCCCGCGCCCGCCCCGCGCUCCGCCCUGCGCUCGGCCCCGCGCCCCGCCCCGCGCAGUUGCCCCCUCCGCCGCGCGCUGGACCCCGGGCCGAGGAGGUCCGUGAACUCCCGCUCCCUGGACGUCCUCGGAGAAGACCAGCUCCCUGAGGAGUUUGUGGUGUAGACGCCUCGGGGCGCCGCUUCACCCCCGCAGGGCCCCGUCCACGCCGCACGCCUCCGCCCACUUGGCACUCUGUCCCUGCAGCGCCGCUCCAUCCACGCGGGGCUCCGUCCACGCCGCCUGGCUCUGUCCAUCUGUCCAUCCGCGUCUCGCCGGCCCUCUCUGCCCUGGAGGCUCCCGCCUCCCACCGCCAGGCUGAACGGGGCCUCUGGCACCGCCCCUUUUACCUGGCGGCUUUGCACCUUCACCUGUCUGAGGGGUGGAGCCAGCUCUGUCAGGCCUGGCGGUGCCGACUAGGUCUCACUUUCCCUGCUGCUCGGACUAUGGCCGGUCCGAGCAUCUUCCGUCCGCGUCUCCAGGAGGCAGAAGCCGAGGUCCGGGGCUCCAGUCUCUGCGCGGUGGCGCGUGGGCCGUGCUGCCUCUAACGCUUGAGGGAAGGUGUCUCAGCUCAGGGGUCCCCAACCGCCCGGCCGCGGCCUGUUAGGAGCCGGGCCGCACAGCAUGCCCUCCAGAGCUCGCAUUACCACCUGGACCAUCAUUUCUCCCCCCACCCCCGCCACCCCGCCUGUGGAAAGAUUGUCUUCCACCAAACCGGUCCCUCAUGCCAAAAAGUUUGUGGACCAAUGUCCUAGCUGCUCGCGGACAUUGGAGAGACCUCUGGGGUUCCCCUGCCACCAACUCCUCGAUGGACGGUGAGACCAGGAACAGCAAGCUUCCCGGGAGUCCUUGAGCGCACGGUCACCAUCGCUGUCACUGCACUGGCCACAGGGUCCCCAGACCACCCUCCCUGCAGCCCCUGCUGCUCACAGCCCUGGGCCCACUGGACAGGGGCGCCUCUGUGAGCCGUGGGCCCAGCUGCGUCACCCCAGACCCUCAGCAGAGCCCACCUCGUCCGCCGUGUGUACACAGAGGCACCGGGCCUGGAACCUCACAGCCACAUGGACACUGGUCCCGUGGAGCUGGUGGCAGGAAGUGGGAGGCGCAGGCUAAGGAGGAAGCCGUGAUCUACUCUGACUCAUAGAAGGAAGGCUCCAGAAGAAAGCCCGCCAGCGCAGAGCCUGAGUUUUCUCCUUUCCCAUCAUAAGUCAGGCUCUGAAGGUGGUCUUUCCCCACCUCCUGCCCCAGUAUCCACCCAUCCCGGAGGGCGUCUGGGCACCAGGGAGCCGUGGCAUCUAGUCAGCACUGGUCACCCCUCCCCACCGGCCAUUCAUUGCCACUGCCCCCUCCCCGAGUCAGAAGACUGGAUGGGAGGUGGGGACAGGGAUGGGGCCGGACUGCCAACCCCCCGCAUCUGGGGCAGGAGACCCCUUCCGAGCUUCGCCACCUCUCCAGUUGGCGGCUCCACAAGUGGCUGAACGGCUGAGUGGAGUUUCACAGCGAUUUCUGGAAAGGCAUAUUGAGGGACUUUGACCUUCGCUGGGGGCCGUACUGGCUGGUGAUUAAGAGGCCGGUGAGCAGGCCGAGUGUCCCACUUGGGGCUGGACCCGCCGGGGUCGGGGCGCCAGGGGGGUGGGCUGUAGUUAACGCUGUGCUUUCCCAUCCAAGUCAGGGCAGCUGCCCCAGGGCUGAGACAUGGCCCCCACCGCGCCUCCAGGGCCCUGCGUGCAGGGGGCCUCCUCGAACCAUCCACGUCAUGGACAGUGCAGAGUGGCUGCGCUGAGCCCAGAUGGUGGAGGGAGCUGGCCUCAGGCUGGCGCUCUGUGUCCCCAGAGGGAAAGGCAGGGCUGGUGCCGUGUCUCACCUAUCUCCUGACCCCAGCUGGGCCCUGCAUUCCUUGCUCUGGAACAGGUGGGACUCCACGGGUAACAACACCCUCCCAGCCUGAGGCUGGUGACAGGCA
This is a messenger RNA of Eubalaena glacialis (North Atlantic right whale), 4026 nucleotides long. It is a transcript of the gene FRMD1, whose product is annotated as FERM domain containing 1. The record is from RefSeq and is a predicted model, not a curated record. Gene Ontology annotation, biological process: positive regulation of hippo signaling. Gene Ontology annotation, cellular component: cytoskeleton; cytoplasmic side of apical plasma membrane. Bases 501 to 2189 code for a protein of 562 amino acids. Lineage: Eukaryota; Metazoa; Chordata; Mammalia; Artiodactyla; Balaenidae. The transcript is spliced from 13 exons.